UCCGCGGGUUGACGAUGAUAAAAGCCCAAAGGAAAGUGAACUUGGGGCUGAUCAUCAUCACCAUCAUGCUGGGGAGGGGGAGCCGAGAUGUUUACUCCUCGUAGUUCUGUGGAACAAACAUUAACCGCUGCAGCCGCCAUGUCGUAGACCACAUGACGCCUUACUGGGAGCGCAGGGCCGAGAAAGCGGGGAGGCUGUGACCGAGGGAGGGGAGGAUGUACUGGGCUGCCGGCUUGGCCUCUUCCCGGCCGUGCGUGGUGGAUCUCGGGCGGAAUCACAGCCUCCCUCUCGGGCUGUGUGUGCCCGAGCAGCACCAGUCGUUGUAUGGAUACAUUAUCGCCUUCCCUUUGCAGGACUACGGAGGCAUCAUGACGGCGUUGGCCUCGGACUCCUGGUGGAAGAAGACCCUGUACAUCACCGGGGGGGCCCUCCUUGCUGCUGCAGCCUACCUACUACACGAGCUGCUCGCCAUCAGGAAGGAGCAGGAGCUGGACUCUAAAGACGCCAUCAUCCUCCAUCAGUUCUCCAGGCCAAAGAACGGGGUUCCCAGCCUCUCACCUUUCUGCCUCAAAAUAGAGACAUAUCUAAGAAUGGUGGACCUGCCCUACCAGAACUAUUUUGACGGGAAGCUGUCUCCUCAAGGCAAGAUGCCCUGGCUGGAGUAUAACUAUGAGCAGGUCUCAGGGUCAGAGUUCAUCGUAGACUUCCUUGAAGAGAAGCUGGGCGUCAACCUCAACCACAACCUCACGCCUGAGGAGAGAGCCGUGUCACAUGCUGUCACCAAAAUGGUUGAAGAACAUCUGUACUGGACCAUCGCCUACUGUCAGUGGGUGGACAACCUGGAGGAAACCCAGAAGCUGCUGGCCAUGAGCGGCCCUUUAAGCAACACACUGAAGUGGCUGCUGAGCCAACUGAACGGCAGCAUGGUACGCAGGGAGAUGUAUGGACACGGCAUCGGGCGCUUCUCCAAAGAGGAAGUCUACGCCUUGAUGGAGAGGGACAUGAGAACACUGGCCACGCUCCUGGGAGACAAGAAAUACUUCAUGGGUUCCAAGAUAUCAACAUUAGAUGCGACCGUGUUUGGACAUCUCGCCCAAGCCAUGUGGACGCUGCCUGGUACUCGACCAGAGCAACUCAUCAAAGGAGAGCUGAUCAACUUGGCCAUGUUCUGCGAGCGCAUGCGAAGGAAGUUCUGGCCCGAGUGGUUUGUGGACGUGGAGGAUCUUUAUUACGACGGUGACAGCGAGAGUAGCAGCGGCGGCACCGUAUCUCCGACUGGCCUGCUGGACUUUGGACUUUUCUCCAGGACUGACACGCUUGACGACAGCGACGCCAGCAUCCAUUCGGCCGUAAACACGCGCACACACACCCCUAAGUCUGACCAGUCGCUGUUCGAUUCCGAUGUGGGCACGGGGUCGGACAAUGAUAUUCACCUAAAGGAAGAAACAAUGCCCGACCUGGAGGUUUGACCUGAACGAGAACAUCCAACUUCCUCUCCAAGACGACAUACCAGUGGGCAAGUGUGGGUACGUUAUGCACAGCAUCACAGCUGAAUCUCUAACUUUACUUGUUAUGGUCCAGCUUGUUCUCUCCCAAAACGUCACAACUGUCCAAGGUGGCAGUUUCUCUUUGCCUUAUUUGUCUGGUCCUGUGAUACAGAAGAUGGUGUGUGAGACAAUAGUGGGGAAAAAAAACAUCUCAUGGAGGUACACGGACUCCCUGCUGGGGAACGAAACUAAUCACCAUUUUGCCAUUUGUCUUAAAGCUGAAAGUCACUGAAACAUGUGGCUAAAACCUUCACACAUCACAAUCAUCAUGUUCUUAUCAAAGGUAUGUGCAUGUCCCUGUCAGCUGAUUGGUUACAUUGUUUCUUGAUAUUAUUUUAUCUGGUGAAUGGGGGGUUUUGGUCAUUAUGACAAGGUUGUAACUAACGCAAACAACCAGUAGAUGGUGUAAGCAUCCUGCCUGCAAGAGGAUCUUUGGAUGAGAUGUAAUAUUUGCAUAUUUUAAUACAUGCAUACUGCUGAGUUCAGCUACAGUUCCGCCUUAGUGCUCGAAUCAAACAAUCGAAGCAAGUUUUUGUUCACCGGUGCCACUUAUUUAUUUUUAUGAAAGAUUAAUUGUAUGCAUUUUUUAUUUAGUAUACUUAAUAUAAUCCCUCAUGGGGAAAAUUAUGUUUUUAUUAAAUAUCUUAUGUGUCAAAUACAUAUAUAUUUUUAUUAGUCUUGUAUGUAUUAUUGCCCUCCGAAGAAACAUUAUUUUUGCACUAGUGGAAAUGUAUUUUCCCUUUAUUUACAGGAGAGCUGGGGAAGAAGAAUGUAUUUGGUUCUGAAAAGGGAAAGAAAUGUAGUAAUUGUGCUGAGGGACUGUGCUACUAUUAGGCCAUCUUCACAUGGCAACUUUCCCACUCAAAAACUAUCGUUUCAGGGCACCCAGAAAGCCGUUGCCAUGUGGAUGAAAGGGCGAAACGAUUUGUGUGGAUAUGAGUGUUGCCUGAUCGACCAAAAGUCUUCAUUGAACACAGUCUUGAAAGCAAGUAUGUUACAAAAAAGGGGGGGUGUAUCUAAAAUAUGUAUGAAAAAGGUUAAAAGGGCCAUUUUACCUAGAUUUUCAUUUGAAUGUUUUGUUUUGUAAAUAUGUUUAAACCCUGUAAUUACUGACAUGCAUGUCAAUAGGAUCAUUUAAAGGGGUGUGGCUUAUCAUAUCAUCAUGCAUCACUAUAAUAUCACGAUAUAUCAAUAUUAUACAUUUGACUGGCGAGAAGAAAUCAUGUGAUUCUGUAUUGCCUCAUAGUGAGGGAUGCAAGGUCCAAGUAUAGAAAUAAUCAUGGGAAGCAAAGCAAAUAUUUUUGCUAGCCUGGCUUGCUCCCCUACAUCGCCAAUACGUUGGUGUUCGAUUAAUUCAGCGGUUCUUUCAUAACAGAACAGAAAUCUUUGAAAUACAACUGAGAACCUGAUGAGAAUUUUUUUUAAAUUAAGACAAGUACCCGCUGCCUCCCUUCACGCUAUCGCUCAACUAUUUGAAAAGUAGUUUGUCCUAUCGGUGUGAUUGGUGGUUUAUACAGUAUGUCCUACCUGGGAUUGACUGGCGACCAGUCCGGGGUGUACCUCACCCUUCGCCCCAAGUCAGCCUGGAUAGGCUCCAGGUCACCUGUGGGUAUAGAAAAUAGCAUUUUAGCAUAACCCCUUUUGUUGUUUUACCCACUUCAUAUCAAUAAUGGUUUAACUCCCAUCACUUUCAGCUGCAGUGAUAGUACAGCAUACUGAAGGAUUUAAGGCAGCUUACUGAUAAUCUCUCGAUACCCUGAAAAACAAAAAGUUUUUUCUUUUAAUACCUGUUUUGUCCAAAAAUGUUUUCAUUUUUAAAUGCAACAGUGUCUGGUGAAUAAAUACUAUUUUUUACUGCCAUACGAUGUACAUCAAACAAAUUCGGAAUAGAUACUGCAAGAAGUAGUUUUGCUUCUUGGGUACACUCAUGGAUUUCUACAUCUUGAUGCGUCAACAUCAAGUUUUUAAAAAAGUGGAUAUUGGAUAUAUAUUCAGUAUCUUCAAAAUGACCGCUUGUUACCAAUACCCCCUUAAAAUAUUAAUAAACACCUAACGCCUACCUUUUAUAACAUGCUGGUUGGGAAAACAAAUCUAUUUAUUUGGACAAAACCCCCCAAAACAUCACUGAGAAGCCUUUUAUGGUUGAGUGUUUGGAAACGGAGGACAACGAUGCAUUGCUGGGUCUCAGGAGGCUACAAAGGCGGUGGUCUGUUUUGAUGUAAACAACACACACAGUGUGUACCUCAGGAGUCAGUAGGAGUUCAUAAUAAAACUACGUUUUAUGCAGUUUUAGAAUUGAUUUAAUGUCAACUUCAGUGCAGUCGGGCAGAGGCCUGUCUCCAAACCUGGACGCAAAAAACCAAGGCUCUGUGCUUGACUGCAAACUGAAGUAACUGUCAGGAUAUUUUGUUCAUGAGCAAAUAUAAGACUUGAACAAUGAAUGAAUGAAGGCUUAAGUAAACAAAUCCCAUCAUGUUGUCUUGUAGUUUGUCCCCAUGCAACUUGAAUGCUUUUUAUUUUUUUUAUUUUUAACCAAACCAUAUUAAAAGUCUCAAACAAUGUCAUAUAGGAUCUCUGCUGGGAUCAUGUAAAUAUUGUAUGUGUGACAAGGUGUAGCAUAUUAUAUGUAGAGCAGACUGGGUGAUCUGUGAACAUGUAGUCAUAAACUGGGUCGAAUGGCUCCUUUCAAUAAAGAAAAGCGGUGACAAUUUUAA
Messenger RNA from Entelurus aequoreus (snake pipefish), 4261 nucleotides. RefSeq names its product failed axon connections homolog, metaxin like GST domain containing b (gene faxcb). Bases 216 to 1469 code for a protein of 417 amino acids. Lineage: Eukaryota; Metazoa; Chordata; Actinopteri; Syngnathiformes; Syngnathidae. Gene Ontology annotation, cellular component: cytoplasm. The record is from RefSeq and is a predicted model, not a curated record. The transcript is spliced from 6 exons.